Molecule: messenger RNA, 2084 nt
Organism: Aethalodelphis obliquidens (Pacific white-sided dolphin)
Lineage: Eukaryota; Metazoa; Chordata; Mammalia; Artiodactyla; Delphinidae
Gene: TRIT1
Product: tRNA isopentenyltransferase 1
Exons: 11
Coding region: 16-1419 (467 amino acids)
Biological process (GO): tRNA modification
Cellular component (GO): mitochondrion
Molecular function (GO): tRNA dimethylallyltransferase activity; ATP binding
Source: RefSeq, a predicted model, not a curated record
GUAGACUUCUUUAAGAUGGCGGCGGUGGCGGCUGCACGAGCUGUGUCUGCGGGCCCUGGGCUCCGGGGCCUAAAACGGACACUGCCUCUUGUAGUAAUUCUCGGGGCCACGGGCACCGGCAAAUCCACGCUGGCGUUACAGCUAGGCCAGCGGCUCGGUGGCGAGAUCGUCAGCGCUGACUCCAUGCAGGUUUAUGAAGGCCUAGACAUCAUCACCAACAAGGUUUCUGCCCAAGAGCAGAGAAUGUGCCGGCACCACAUGAUCAGCUUUGUGGAUCCUCUUGUGACAAAUUACACAGUGGUGGACUUCAGGAACAAAGCAACUGCUCUGAUUGAAGAUAUAUUUUCCCGAGAUAAAAUUCCUAUUGUCGUGGGAGGAACCAAUUAUUACAUUGAGGCUCUGCUCUGGAAAGUUCUUGUCAAUGCUAAGCCCUGGGAGAUGGGCACUGAGAAAGUGAUUGACCAGAAAGUUGAGCUUGAAAAGGAGGAUGGCCAUGCGCUCCACAAACGCCUAAGCCAGGUGGACCCAGAAAUGGCUGCCAAGCUGCACCCACAUGACAAGCGCAAAGUGGCCAGGAGCUUGCAAGUGUUUGAAGAAACAGGAAUCUCUCAUAGUGAAUUUCUUCAUCGUCAACAUGCCGAGGAAGGUGGUGGUCCCCUUGGAGGCCCUCUGAAGUUCCCUAACCCGUGCAUCCUCUGGCUUCAUGCUGAACAGACAGUUCUAGAUGAGCGCUUGGAUAAGAGGGUGGAUAACAUGCUCGCCGCUGGGCUCUUGGAUGAACUAAGAGAUUUUCACAGACGCUAUAAUGAGAAGAAAAUUGUGGAAAACAGCCAGGACUAUCAACAUGGUAUCUUCCAAUCAAUUGGCUUCAAGGAAUUUCACGAGUACCUGAUCACUGAGGGAAAGUGCACACCAGAGACUAGAAACCAGCUCCUAAAGAAAGGUAUUGAGGCUCUGAAACAAGUGACUAAGAGAUAUGCCCGGAAGCAAAACCGAUGGAUUAAAAACCGUUUUUUGAGCAGACCUGGUCCCAGUGUUCCCCCAGUAUAUGGCCUAGAAGUGUCUGACGUCUCGAAGUGGGAAGAGUCUGUUCUUGAACCUGCUCUUGAAAUUGUGCGAAGUUUCAUCCAGGGCCACAAGCCUGCAGCUACUCCAGUAAAGAUGCCAAGCAGUGAAACUGAGAACAAGAGAAGUUAUCACAUGUGUGACCUCUGUGAUCGAAUCAUCAUUGGGGACCGUGAAUGGGCAGCACACAUGAAAUCCAAGUCCCACUUGCACCAACUGAAGAAAAGAAGAAGGUUGGACUCAGAUGCCAUCACUACCAUAGAAAGUCAGAGUAUUUCCCCAGACCAUGAUAAAGAGCUUAAAGAAAAGGGAUCCCUAGGGCAGAAUGUUGAAGAGCUGAAAUCCAGCAUUUAAGGGACUUGUCCAGUGGCCUUUGCAAAGGUGGCAGGGGUCCAGUUCUUUCAUUCAGUGGUGUGGUUUUAUUUAUUUAUUUUUUUAUUUCUUUUCUUUUUUUUUUUUUUAGCGGUGUGGUUUUAACCUCUCAUGUUCUCUGUCAUGGAAACAGCAGGCCUUGUUAGCUCCUGUGUGGCUGAUAUGUCUGGUCUGGUAAUGAGUUUGGGAAGGGCUUUUUUUUUUUCUUUUAACCUUAAAGUUUCUAUUUUUGAAAGAGGCACAGAUUGCACUUUUUUACAUUUGAUCUUUUUGGUGAUGAAUACUGGGAUUUACUGUAUCCCUUAAAAAAAAGUUUUAUAUCCUUGACUCUGGCUGGAAAUAUCUAAUUUCCGGACACUUGUACAGAUGAUUGAGUUAUUGUGAGCCACAAUUCAAGAGUUCUGGAUUUGGGUGAAUGGCAGUAAAGGAUCAGCCCCAGUGAGAUAAUUAAGUGAACCAAACCGUUUUUGGAAUUCCAUCGAGACGGAGAGAAUCAGACUGAAGUGGUUUUGUGACAUGGAACUUGAAAACUGAAGACUGGCAUUUGUUGAGCUCCUCCUGUGUGAUAAUCACUGCUAUCUUUCUAUUGAGUUAGGAGACUAUAUUUUUAUUGAAAAUUAAAUAAAGAAAAAGUUUGCAAGAACCUC